Dioscorea cayenensis subsp. rotundata (Guinea yam) is the source of this 1065-nucleotide messenger RNA. Its product is annotated as protein FAR1-RELATED SEQUENCE 6-like. Gene Ontology annotation, biological process: regulation of DNA-templated transcription. Gene Ontology annotation, molecular function: zinc ion binding. Bases 1 to 1065 code for a protein of 354 amino acids. The record is from RefSeq and is a predicted model, not a curated record. NCBI's taxonomy places the organism in Eukaryota, Viridiplantae, Streptophyta, Magnoliopsida, Dioscoreales, Dioscoreaceae. The transcript has a single exon.
AUGGAUGAGGAAGGCCGUUUAAGAAAUGUGUUUUGGGCAGAUGCAAGGUCAAGAUCGGCUUAUGAAGCCUUCGGUGAUGUUAUCUCUUUUGACACAACAUACUUAACAAAUAAGUAUGAUAUGCCUUUUGCUACAUUUGUUGGUGUAAAUCAUCACGGGCAAACGAUCUUGUUUGGAUGCGGUUUAUUAUCGAAGGAGAAUACUGAAACAUACAUAUGGUUGUUCAAAACUUGGCUAGAAUGCAUGUCGGGUAAAACCCCUAAAGCAAUCAUUACAGAUCAAUGCAUGGCCAUCCAAGGAGCAAUUAGAGUGGUUUUUCCAAAUUCUCAUCAUCGUCUCUGUCUUUGGUACAUUAUGAAGAAAAUUCCUGAGAAGCUUGGUGGACUGAGUGAAUACAAAGCGAUAAAGAGAAUUUUGAAAAGUAUAAUUUAUGAAGCAGUUGGCAUUCAAGAAUUUGAAGACAUUUGGUUGAUGAUGGUAAAUGACUAUAAUGUUGAAAAAAAUGAAUGGGUAAAUUCUUUGUACAAAAUUCGGCAUCGAUGGGCUCCCGUAUAUGUGAAAGGCAUUUUUUGGGCGGGCAUGUCCACAACUCAAAGAAGUGAAAGCAUCAAUGCUUUUUUUGAUGGAUAUGUUGGUCCAACAACAUCAUUGAAACAAUUUGUGGAGCAAUAUGAUAAUGCGUUGAAAAGUAAGAUUAAAAAAGAAGCAAAGGCUGAUUUUGCAUCUUUCAACUCUAGUUUUCCAAUGUUAACUGAUUGUUACUUUCAGAAGCAACUACAAGAAGCCUAUACAAAUGAAAUCUUUAAGUUGUUUCAAGAUGAGUUGCGGGGAAUGUUAUAUUGUAAUCUUUCACUUAUCAAAUUAGAUGGGCAAAUAAGUACAUUCCAUGUGACGGACAUUUUCAGGGGAAAAGAAGGCAAAGUUAGAAGGCAAGUGGCAUUCAAUGUGUACCACAAUUCAGGGGAACUUGAUAUUAAAUGCUCAUGUAAUUUGUUCGAGUUUAGAGGAAUUCUUUGCAAACACAUUUGCAAGGUUUUGAUUGAGAAGAAUGUAAAAGAAAUCUGA